Messenger RNA from Python bivittatus (Burmese python), 675 nucleotides. It is a transcript of the gene TMEM235, whose product is annotated as transmembrane protein 235. The record is from RefSeq and is a predicted model, not a curated record. Gene Ontology annotation, cellular component: apical plasma membrane. NCBI's taxonomy places the organism in Eukaryota, Metazoa, Chordata, Lepidosauria, Squamata, Pythonidae.
AUGGUACCGAAGUGUGGGGCGGCUCUGUCCCCGGGCGCGCUGUGCCUGGCCGCUGCGCUCAACGGGCUGCUCAGCUUCGGCCUCUUGGCUGCGGCCCUCGGCACCGACUACUGGUACUUGAUCCACGUGGACGGGGCUGGGCGCAACGGCAGCGCUUGGGAUGGCGAGGAACUGAGCUCUCACUCCGGGCUCUGGCGACUCUGCGAAGGACAAAAUGCCUGCAUGCCCCUGAUUGACCCCUUUGGCGCAGAGAGUUGGCUGGUCCCAGCAUCACUCCAACAUCUUAUCUACAUGCAUCGGGCCUUCAUGAUCUUGCUGCCACUCAGCCUCAUCUUGAUUAUUUUUGGCUGGAUCUGUGGGAUCAUUGGCUCCUUGGCCCAGAUUUCCUGGCUUCUGCUCUUCACAGGCUGCUAUUUUCUGUUGGGUGCACUGCUGACACUGUCAGGGACAAGCACCUAUAUCUGCUACUCUAAAGCAGCAUUCACUGAGACUGUGCGCAUGUAUGACCAACAGCGUUUUGACCAUGUCCACAUUACCUUUGGCUGGUCCCUGGCACUUGCCUGGCUCUCUCUUGGCACAGAGGGGUUGGCUGGCAUUCUGCUUCUCCUGGCUGCCCAGGGACUCCGCCUGAAGCCGGAUGCAUGUUCAGCAGGCAUUUAAUCCUGGGAAAAGGUG